This is a messenger RNA of Striga hermonthica, 1989 nucleotides long. The record is from the annotation of a GenBank genome assembly. Lineage: Eukaryota; Viridiplantae; Streptophyta; Magnoliopsida; Lamiales; Orobanchaceae.
AUGGCUCCGAAAGCGAAAGACAAAGCAAGGCCCCCCGCCGCCGCCGCGGCCCCCGCGAUUGCCGUCGAAGACCUCUUCACAACCCUCAAUCGCCAUAUUCAACGGUCGGAAUACGACCUAGCCAUCAAAGUCUCAGAUCAAGUUAUUUCUAUUGCUCCGGGAGAUGAGGAUGCGAUUAGGUGUAAGGUUGUGGCUUUGAUUAAGAACGACAGCAUUGACGAUGCUUUAUCGGCAAUCGAAACCUAUUCUAAGAAGUCGUCCAUCGAUUUCAGUUUCUUCAAGGCAUACUGCUUAUAUCGGAAAAAUAAGUUGGAUGAUGCUCUGGGAUCUUUGAAAGGGCAAGAAGGAAACUCUGCUGCUAUGUACUUAGAAUCACAGAUAUUAUACCGUUUAGGAAAAAUGGAUGCUUGUGUUGAUGUAUAUCAAAAGCUUCAGAAGUCGAAGGUAGAUUCCUUGGAAAUAAAUUAUGUUGCCGCAUUGGUUUCUGCUGGGAGGGCUACUGAAGUUCAGGGGAUUAUGGAUGCUCUCAGAGUUAAGCCAACGAACAGCUUUGAGCUGGCUUACAAUGUUGCCUGCUCAUUGCUAGAAAGAAACAAGUACAAAGAUGCAGAGCAACUGUUGCUUUCUGCUCGAAGAAUUGGACAGGAAACACUAAUGGAAGAAAAUUUAGCUGAUGACGACAUAGAAAUUGAGUUGGCACCUAUUACUGUUCAGCUAGCCUAUGUUCAACAGGUCCUAGGAAACACUCAAGAAGCAUUUGAAUCUUAUUCCAGUAUGAUAAAGAAAAAUCUGGCAGAUGAAUCAUCAGUUGCUGUGGCAAUAAGCAACCUCAUCGCACUAAAAGGUCCCAAGGAUGUAUCUGACGGCCUCAGAAAACUCGACAAGCUGAUAGAGAAAGGUGAAGGGCCUCUGCCCUUCCAUCUUGCUCGUGGCCUUGACCUAAAGCUUUCUCAAAAGCAAAGAGAGGCAAUAUACGCUAACCGUCUCUUGUUGCUACUUCACUCUAAUAAGUUGGAUCAGGCCCGAGAACUUGCUCUCGUGCUUCCAGCCAUGUUCCCAAACAGUAUAACCCCACUUCUCCUCCAAGCCGCCGUGCAUGUACGUGAGAACAAAGCCAACAGGGCCGAGGAGAUACUCGGCCAGAAUGCAGCCAAAUUCCCAGAGAAGUCGAACACAAUCCUUCUCGCGCGGGCCCAGAUAGCUGCUGCUGCGGGCCACCCUCAGAUAGCUGCUGAGUCCCUCCUGAAAAUUCAUGACAUCCAGCACAAGCCCACAACAGUGGCCACAGUCGUCUCGCUCAAGGAACGAGCUGGCGAUAUUGACGGCGCAGAUGCCGUCUUCGAAUCCGCCAUAAAAUGGUGGUCAAAUGCAAUGACUGAAAACAACAAGCGCGAUGUGAUAGUGCGAGAAGCUGCCUCAUUUAAGCUCAGACACGGGAAAAAGGAAGAAGCCGCCCGUCUGUAUGAGGAGCUGGUGAGGAGCAGCAAUAGUAUCGAAGCUUUGGUGGGCCUUAUCAAAACUGCUGCUUAUACGAAUGUUGAGAAGGCGGAGUCUUACGAAAAGCAGUUGAAACCGCUUCCGGGUUUGAAAGGAAUUGAUGUCGAGAGUCUGGAGAAGACAUCUGGGGCAAAGCACGUCGAUAACGGGGUCUCAGCAGGUGUUGGUGAAACUUACGAGCCGAAAGCGAAGGAGAAAAAUAAGAAGAAGAGAAAGAGAAAGCCCAAGUACCCGAAAGGAUUCGACCCGGCAAACCCAGGCCCACCGCCGGAUCCGGAGAGGUGGCUUCCGAAGAGGGAGAGGUCGAGCUAUAGGCCCAAGAGGAAGGAUAAGAGGGCCGCUCAGGUUAGGGGAUCCCAGGGUGCUGUUGCUAAGGAGGCUCCUGGUGGUGUCAACUCAAAGACGAAUGUCAAUUCUAAGGAAACUUCUCAGAAUGCAGGCACUGAGCAAAACAAGCGUUCGUCAAAGUCGAAGAAGAAAUCGAGGAAUUAG